Molecule: messenger RNA, 2814 nt
Organism: Aspergillus versicolor CBS 583.65
Lineage: Eukaryota; Fungi; Ascomycota; Eurotiomycetes; Eurotiales; Aspergillaceae
Exons: 1
Coding region: 1-2814 (937 amino acids)
Biological process (GO): carbohydrate metabolic process
Source: RefSeq, a predicted model, not a curated record
AUGAGUAGUACCCUCGUCUCACCGACUGCACUGCAGUUCGAGCACCAUGCGACCGGCUUCGGGAUCGGCCACCCAUCACCGCGUCUGUCAUGGAAGCUCACUACCCCUGGCACCAGACACCCCAGGGACUGGACCCAGACGGCCUAUGAACUCCAGGUAGCUCGAGGAAGACAGCAACUGGAGCAGAGGUAUUAUGUCGACAGCGACCAAUCCGUGCUGGUUCCGUGGCCCUGGAAGCCCCUCGAGUCGCGCGAAGCAGCCCGCGUCCGAGUACGCUGCCAUGGCAAGGAGAACGCCGCAGACGAGCAAAGUGUCAGUGAGUGGUCGGAAUGGGCAACUGUCGAGGCCAGCCUGUUGAGACAGGAGGACUGGCACGCAGCGUUUAUAACAUCGGCUCGCCCCAUCGAUGCUGCCGCGCCGCUGGCCCCAAUUCGGUUCCGCAAGCGGUUCCAGCUACCGAUCAACUGUGUCCCUAAGACUGGGGCGCGGCUGUACAUUACUUCCCUGGGGGUGUAUCACGCCUUUCUGAAUGGAACCCGUAUUGGCGACUACUGCUUGGCGCCUGGGUGGACUGCUUAUGACCAUCGACUGAACUUUCAGACAUUUGACGUUACGGAUCUUCUGCACGAUGACGGGGAGAAUGUGCUGGCCGUGGAAGUCGGGCCAGGAUGGUACGCAGGCCGAUUAGGGUUCAAUGGCGGGAAGCGGUGCUGCUAUGGCAGUGCAGACCUCGCUGUUCUUGCCCAGCUUGAGGUUACGACAGAGACGACUGGGAUCUGCUGGAUGCUGCCGUCAGACGACACGUGGGAGUGCCUGCAGAGCGCAAUCCAGUCCAGUGAGAUUUACGACGGCGAGGUGUAUGAUAUGAGGCGCGAUGAUGCUUCAUGGACGAUUGCUGGCCACGACCAGAGGGACUCACCAGCAGUCGCCGCGCGCGUGGUGGGCUGGCCACAGGGGAGGUUGGUCGCCCCAGACGCACCCCCGGUUCGAGUGGUCCAAGAAAUCCCAGUUUCGGAACUUGUGGUCAGCCCCAGCGGAAAGGUGAUUCUGGACUUUGGUCAGAAUCUGGUGGGAAAGGUCCGUAUCCGGUCAGCCACAAUCCCCCAGGACUGGCAGCUCUCUCUCACCCAUGCAGAGGUCCUAGAGGAUGGCGAGCUGUGUACGCGCCCCCUCCGCACGGCGAAAUGCACCGACGUUAUCCUAGGGUCUGGAAAAGAGCUCUCUAACUGGACACCGGCAUUCACAUUCCAUGGCUUUCGGUACGUCCAGGUUGAUGGUUGGGCCGGCGGACAACCUUCGCCCGAUAACUUUGUUGCCCUUGUUAUGCACACCGAUAUGCCGCGUCGAGGAUGGUUUGCGUGCUCGAACAGCCACAUUAACCGUCUCCACAACAACAUCGUCUGGGGUAUGCGUGGCAACUUUGUUUCAGUUCCGACUGACUGCCCACAGCGUGACGAGCGACUCGGGUGGACUGGCGAUCUGCAAGUGUUCUCAAACACUGCCGCGUAUCUCUUCAACACUACAGGCAUGCUCGCCGAGUGGCUGCAGGAUCUAUCGGCUGAGCAGCUUGAGACCCACCGCGGUGGAGUUCCGCCUCUAGUUGUGCCUGAUGUGAUUCAGAAGGCCGGUAGGAGCCUGCCACAGGCUGUCUGGGGUGAUGCUGUGGUAAUAGUACCAGACGUAUUGCAUCAGUACUCAGCCGACCCGAGCAUUCUCCGGCGCCAGCACAAAAGCAUGACAACGUGGCUGGAUCGCGGCAUACCACGGGGUGCUGACGGGCUCUGGGAUCCAGAAAGAUUUCAACUGGGCGAUUGGUUAGAUCCAACAGCUCCACCGGAUCAUCCUAAGGACUCCCGGACGGACGGGGUGUUGGUAGCAGAUGCAUACCUCGUGCAUAUAACAUCCACACUCGGGGCGAUAUGCAAGACUAUUGGACAUAUACAAGACGCAAAGCGCUACACGGCCGACGCGGAACGCCUCAGGGAGGUCUUCGCCGCAAAGUACAUUUCCCCCCAGGGGAACAUCAUGUCCAACACCCAGUGUGCUAUUUCCCUCGCAAUUUGCUUCUCGCUGUACCGAAAUAUAGAUCAGAGGCGCACUGCGGCAGCUAGCCUCUCUCGCCUCGUUCGACGGGGCAAGUUCGCAGUCACAUCAGGAUUCGUCGGGACCAAGUUCAUUACAGAAGCCCUGACCCUUACACGUCAACCCUCUCUGGCAUACCGAAUGCUACUACACAAGAGAUGCCCCUCCUGGUUAUAUCCACUGACGCAGGGUGCAACAACGGUUUGGGAGCGCUGGGAUAGCAUCCAGCCUGACGGCUCAGUUAACCCCGGUGAGAUGACCAGCUUCAACCACUACGCUUUGGGGUCGAUUGCCAACUGGCUUCAUACCAGUGUUGGUGGUAUUGCGCCGUUGGAGCCAGGGUGGAAGACCGUCAGGAUUCGGCCCGUGGUUGGAGAGGAGCUGCAGUGGGCUGAGACGCGUUUCGAUGGGCCCCAUGGUGAGGUCCGCUGUCGGUGGGAGACAGACAAGGGGGAAUUCCGCAUGGUUGUGCAGAUUCCGCUGAAUACAAGGGCAUUCGUCACAACUCCUGACGAACAACAUACGGACAUAGUAGAGGAGGAUGAACCGGGGACAUGGAUUGGGUCAGGGGUGCAUGAGUUUCGCCGCCCAUAUACCGCGAAGGAAGACUGGCCGCCACGGCCACUUCUCGCUCCGCUUGAGCGGGACGAUGAUGAAGCUAUCUGGUCAGAUUCAACUGGUGUAGGGCAUUUUACCAACGCGGAGUUGCUGGCGGGGCGCGGCGACCCUUGA